AUGGAUGAUAGCUUCGCUCUUGGUUUCAAAAAGUACCCUCAUAUGCGCAGUUCACUCUACACACUGACAUUAGAACUUCAAGCUACUCAGAUGCUUGGAAAUCACCCCUCCUUCUAUUCAGAUGCUCAAGUGGUCAAAUUCGACGAAAAGUCCGAUGCUUCUUUCACCUGUCCGAUCUACUCCGUUCCCGGAUCUAAGGUCGAGUGGUCCCGAGUGGAUGGCGAUCUCCCACCCAACGCAGUUCCCAACGGAAACAGACUUGAGAUCAAAGAUUUCGAUGACACCGCUGCCGGCAUGUACAUGUGUAAAGUAACAUUCGACAACAACGUCGUCGAAGGUUUCGUCGACGCUCAAAUAUUUGUUCCCGACACCAUCAUUCAAGUUCUUCUUGACGUUUCAUCGGAAUCGGUCAACGUCGGUGAUCGAGCAUGGUUCGAUUGCAAGGUUACUGGAGAUCCAUCAGCCGUAAUUUCAUGGUCGAAGGAAGGAGCUGAUGAAUUACCGGAAAACUCUCAGGUGACCGGAGGUCGAUUACUGUUCAACGAGGUGACUGAGGAUAACGCCGGAGUGUACAAGUGCCGAGCGAAGACGAAAGCUGGACCAUUGGAGACGCGAACCGUGCUGAACAUCGGCUCGGCAAAACGCAAGCGCAAGCAUACCCGCGGUCGCCACGCCCGACGGAAUCAUCGACGACGUGCUGCGAAUGCGUUAAGGCAACAUAAGAAAAAGCUCUUGACGCAUUCGACAUUUGGCUCAAAAGGGGUGAAGUGCAGCGUCCUGUUUCUGCUCCCAUCGACUUCUACGUAA
Molecule: messenger RNA, 807 nt
Organism: Cooperia oncophora
Lineage: Eukaryota; Metazoa; Nematoda; Chromadorea; Rhabditida; Trichostrongylidae
Source: the annotation of a GenBank genome assembly